AAAGGUGUGAGAUAGCAGCAGUGUGACAGGAACCACUACAGGGACCAGUCAGUGUGUUGUUGUUUCUUUAAAGAAAAAAUAUUUUAUUGUUGAUUCAACUUUCGUUCUGCUUGUGUAACGCCAUGUUUGCUAGACAAGAAUAAAUUUCUCGAGACAACUUAGUUGAGAUAAAACGUUCCUCAACAUGGAGAAGGGACUGCAAGGGGUUUUGUUUCUUGCCACAACUUUGUUCUUUUUAUCACCUGCAAGCGGCUUGACCUUGACCUUGACCUCUCUGUCAACCGCCAUCCAGAUAGCAGAGAACUUGACCGUGGGCAGCCUCGUUUACAACGGGACAUGGUUCUACGACGGGUCAUCCACGCUGGUCUUUAACAUUGGAUUUGGCAACCAGGAGCGGCGGUUCUCUGCGGACGCCUCCAGUUUUCUCAUCUACCUGGGCUACGCCCUCGACUACGAGACGACCAAAAGUUACGAGCUCUGGCCGAGGGUGACGGAGGUCGCGACUGGACUCGUCGACUCCAAACUGUUGGUGGUCAACAUCACUGACGUCAACGACAACAAACCGACGUGCAGCCACUACAACUACCUGGGUCAGCUUAGCGAGGACGCGGCUGUGGGGACCAGCUUCACCAAACUCUCCUGUACCGACGUGGACACUGGCUUAGGCGGGGUGGUCGAGUACAGCGUCGUUAGCGGUGACACAGCUUACAUCAAUGUGAGCCUGACCACCGGAACAGCUUACAUCGUCCAAGGUCUGAACUACGAGAGCAGCCUGACCAGCCUGCAGGUGGUGGUCCAGGUGUCCGACAAGGGCAGCCCCAGGCUAUCGAUCAACGUCACGGUGCUGCUCAGUGUCAAGGACGUGGAUGACAACAUACCGCAGUUUAUACCCUCGGGGGUGUACUCUACAUCUGUAUUAGAGAACACGCCCGUGGGGUCAAGCGUGUUGAUUCUGUCAGCAAAUGACCUUGACGCUGUGGGGUCAGCCAACUCACGAGUUGUGUACGGCAUCAGCUGCUCACCUGCUGUUCUUAUGGUGGACAGGUACACAGGUCAAGUUUUCACCGUGACCCAGCUGGACUACGAGACGAACCCUGAGAUCAGGUGCACGGCCACGGCUUACUCGUCCGACAAGACGACCAACACCAGCACCGCCACCGUCACGAUAACCGUCAUUGACGUCAACGACAGGAUGCCGCUGUUUAACCAGAGCCACUACCAGGGAAGCGUCAUAGAGAACGCCACCGUGGGGACAGCAGUGACCGCCGUGUCGGCCAAGGACCCAGACGGCGGGACGGUCACCUACAGCAUCGUGGACACGAAAUUUGACAUAGGUUCCACAUCUGGAGUGAUCACGCUUAAAGAUGUUGUGGAUUAUGAAACAGCCACGUCACACCUGCUCACAGUGACAGCAACAGACAAUGGAACACCUGCACAGACUAACACUGUCUUUGUCCAGGUAACAGUUACACCAGUGAACGAAUUCGACCCUGUAUUCACCCCACCAAGUUACACACUCUCUGUAGCAGAAGACCAAGUUCCAGGUACAUCUGUGUACACGAUCACAGCAUCAGACCAAGAUGCUGGACUUGAUGGCGCCAUAGGGUACAGUCUGGUGACCAGCACCACACCUACACCUUUCAUGAUAGACGCAGGGACAGGCAUCCUGAGAGUGGCCUACGCCCCCUUAGACUUUGAGAAGACAAAAAGUUACACAUUCACCAUCGUAGCCAAGGACAACUCCACCACAGCGCCUAAGUCUGCUAAUGCGUCGGUUACCGUGACCAUCACUGACGUCAACGACUCGCCAGUCACCUGUAACGCUGUCCCAACGGUGGUGUUCAAGUCGCCGUUCUCUAACGCGGCCAACUUGAGCCAGUUGACCUGCAAUGACCCAGACUCUACAGGUGCCAGCCUCACCUAUAGCUUACCUGUGGGAAACGGUGCUGGGUAUUUUAAGAUUGACUCUAAGGGGACGUUAAUGCUGUCAGACGUGAGCAGACGUCCCGCGAGCACCAGAUACGACUUGCAGGCACAGGUGUAUGACGGCACGGACUCCACGACCGUCACCUUCACCGUGCUGUCUGAGACGGACCUGGCUUUCAGCACCUUCACCAACCCGCUCACCAUUGAGGAGAACACGACCGUGGGGCUACUGACCACACUGUCGGCGUGCUGCACGUUCCCACAGCUGACCUACACCAUCGUGAGCGGGAACAGCGACAACAGGGUUGGCAUGGACAGCUACACUGGGAACAUUUACAACAACGUCCCCUACGACAGGGAGCUGCAGGGGGUGUACAACUACGUGGUGGUGGCCACGUCCACUAGUGGUCAGUCGGCGACUGCCACACUGACCGUUAGCGUGCAGGACAUCAACGACCACUGGCCAGAGUUUGAUAGAAAUAUUUACGUCUUUAAAGUGGACGAAAGUUUGAGCGUGAAUUCGGUCAUAAGCCAAAUCACAGCAACUGAUAAGGACAGCGGGACAAAUGCCCAGCUGACCUAUGCCCUGACGGUUGGGACAGAUUCAGCAUCCUUUAGCAUUGAUGCGGGGACAGGUUCUCUGAGUCUGAUACAAGGUUUAGAUUACGAGGCUAAGACAACUUUGACGGUUGAAAUCACGGCUGCAGACGGGGGUGCACCGCCAAAAUCAGGAACAACAACUGUGGUGAUUCAAGUACAAAACAAAGAUGAAUCCAAUCCAACGUGGAUUACCCUUCCUGGUCCUUACACCUCUACCCUAAAAGAAGACGUUGCUUUAGGGACUUUAGUAUUCCAGGUCAACGCAACAGACGGAGACAUGGAUACCAUCUUCACCUACAACAUCACCAACGGCAACACCAACAACGACUUUUUCAUUGACCCCGCCUCCGGUAAAGUCUUUGUCAAUAAAUUCCUGGACAGGGAGCGGACGCCCAGCUACACGCUGACCAUUGUAGCUGUCAAUCAAAACGGUCAGUCAGUCACAGGAACGUUGACCGUCAACAUCCAAGACGUCAACGAUAACUACCCAAAGUUUUCACAAAAUGUUUACGUGUAUUCCUUCGCUCAUGGGUACACUGGCCCUAAUAUCGGGACUCUAACUGUGACUGAUGCGGAUGAAGGCACCAACGCUGUCGUUAUUGGUAAAAUCUUAAGUGGAGACACCCAGUCACAGUUUGCCCUGUCCAGUAGCCUGCAGCUGACAACAAGCCAGUCAUUCGAUUACUUGGGCAUCAGAAGAUUCACUCUGGUCGUGGAGGCUGAAGACGGAGGCUCUCCCAAGCUGACAUCCACAGCUGUUGUUGUCAUUAAUGUCACACCAGCUUCGACAGAUGCCAAGUUUAACAUUACUUCAGACAGCGUGACACUUCGAGAGGACGUGCUUGUCGGCACUCAAGUUUACGACUUCAAUGCCACACUGCUGGGUGCUUUAGAAGAUGGAACCCUCAAGUACACAAUGUCAGGUGGCGAUGGAGAAUUUCAAAUACGGCCCAACACUGGUCAAGUUUACAUUGCUUCAGCCUUAGAUUAUGAGAAGAAAAAAGAGUCCUAUAAUUUGGUAGUUGUUGCUAGUACCGUUAAAAACAGCGCCUCAUGUACGCUAACCGUUACCAUCACCAACAUCAAUGACAAUACUCCCAGUUUUCCAUCCAAUAUUGUGGGUGUGACUCAGGAAACUUUUAGUUUUUUGGUUGAUGAAAAUGCGACCGUAGGCUAUGUCGUGGGGACGGUUUUGGCCACUGACGCUGACAAGGCCCCAUACGGUCUGGCCAGUGAGACCAUGACUGGAACUUCAGACUUCGUCCUUGACCCAACGACUGGGGUCAUCACGGUGAAGAACAAGCUGAACUACCUGACGAAAAGUUACUACAACCUUCUGGUGACGGCCUCAGAUGGCGGGACCCCAGCCAAGACAGCCAAGGCUUAUGUCGUCAUCAAGGUCAAUGACGUCAAUGACCACAGUCCAGUUUUUGUGACCACAUCAAGCACGACUUUACUGGACUCCGUGCCAAUAGGGUCUGAAGUCUUUAGGUUCUACGCCACUGACCUUGACACUGGAAAUGCCGGAAACGUUUCUUACGUCAUCAAAUCGACCACAGGCCCUGGACUUUUCUCACUGGACGAGUCCACGGGUGUCUUGACAACAACAGAUGUGCUGGACGCUGCCGUCACGUCAUCCUACACGCUAACCAUAACGGCGUCAGAUCAUGGUGUCCCGAGUCUAGCCACUGACCAGACGUUUACCAUAACUCUGACCGCUACAAACCCCAACUACAACACCCCGAUAUUUUCUCUCCCAGAUCCAGACACCUUCACCGUCCCCAGAACAGAACCCAAGGGAACGGUUGUCGGGACAAAGUCCGCCACAGACACUGACCACGGCAUCAGCGGUCAAAUCCUCUACACAAUCCUCUCAGGCAACGACGACGGUUAUUUCUUGAUGAACGAAACUUCCGGCGAGAUUCGAACCUCGACCAGCAUCCUGACGGCAGCCGACUCGUACACCCUCGUGCUGAGGGCCAAAGAUCGAGGAACGCCCUCGAGGUCAAGCACCGCGACCGUUACGAUCAACGUCACGCCGUCCCGUACUACGAACCCUGACUCUGACUACAGCUUUACGGUGGCCGAGGAUAAACCUGCAGGCAGUGAGAUCGGCAGGAUCAAGGUGGACAGUCCCAGGGUACCUAGUGGAUAUACAAUAUUGGCUGGCAACUUGGGAAACUCUAUUGGUGUAGAUCUAGACGCCACCACAAAUGAAGGUCUCCUGACUGUCUCAGCACUAGACUGUGAGAAAUACCCAGAAUACAAUCUGCUAGUAGAGGUGACCACAGACAUCGGUCCGUUGACCAAAGUCGUCCAGGUCACAGUGACCGACGUCAACGACAACCCGCCAGUUUUUUCACAGACCGCUUACGUCAUCAGUAUCCCAGAAAACAUGCCGGUUGGCUACACGGUGGAGACAAUUAUGUGGUCCGAUGCUGACGUCACAUCCGCCAACCGCAACAACAACUUGACCCUGACCCCACCUGGUGAUACCUACUUUACCAUAGACGCGUCCGGUCACCUGGUUAUAAAGAAAUCCCCUGACUAUGAUAUUUUAUCUUCAAUUUCUUUCCAAGUGGACGCCACAGAUUUAAACGUCAACCCUCAACCGUCCGCCUCAGUGGGCGUCAGCAUUAAUUUGAUUGACGUCUUAGAAGAAGAAGAAACGCCCAUUUCCAAGGUGACCAAGAAUGCCAUGAUCUCCCUGGAAUGUCCGUACCAGGCAUCCAAUGGUCACCUGGUCUACACACUGACCCCAGGAGACUUUGGCAUCCCUGAAUCAAACUUAGCCACAGCCGAGUACGUCACAUACACCAGCACAUUUCCCUUCAGUGUGUCCAGCUCGACUGGUCAGAUCACAGUGACCAGCUCCUCGUCUCUAGAGAACCAGGCCAAAUAUUUCCACUGGGUUUUGUGUCGCUCCACCAUCGGCAGCGUCACCACCUCCAAGAUCUCCCUCCUGCGGAUUGAUACAUUCGACAUGACGUCACAGAUGGUGGUCAUCGAGUUCGCAGAGAAAUAUUCCGACGUCGUUAGCAAUAUUCAAACCUUCCGGUCCCGUGCACAAGUGUUUUUCUCAUCAACGCAAAGAAUCGGAUUUUCUAAUAUCAUCGAUACCAGUACAAGUAGUCGCAGACGUCUCUUGGCCACACAGACAGCUGCCUAUACCUACGUGGUGAGCGACACACAAGCAGACGACAUCGCUAACGUCAACACCGCCAAAUCUUUCUUGACGGACACCGCCAUUCUCAAGGUCCUGCAGCAGUCGUCAGACGGCACACCUGUCGUCGGCCUGUCGGACCAGCAGAUCUUGCAGGUGGCCACCGUCUCGCCGUACCAGGAGUCGACGUCGUCUGACGCGUCAGAUUUCGUCUCGUCCACCGGCGGCAUCGUCAUGUUCUGUCUGCUGGGUCUGUUGCUGGUCGCGGCGCUCGUGCUGCUCGUCGUCUGCUUGUGCCACAGGAAAAAGAGAUCGGACCAAGUAAAAUUAAUCAAGCGUGAGGAAGAGAAGAGGAAAGAAAAGACGAUCGGGUUUUUCCGCAGUCAGGAAACCAGCACACCGGUGAACCCCGGCAAAAAAAUGUCGAUCGAGUCCGGACCGCCCGGAUACUCUGACAUUUUCGUGGUCAACUCUACUCCACCUCUCUCCGCGGCCACUGUUGUAAGUCGCAAAAAGGAAGGUCCGAGAGUGGACAAACGGCCUACAGUGGACACACACGCAAACAAGACCUCAGUGGCGAGACCUGAGCCCCCUCAAGCGGUGACACAACAGGUUGAACCAUCCAAGGUGGUGACACCUGGAUCAGCAACAGCCAACACAGCAACAGCCAACACAGCCAACACAGCCAACAGCGAAACAGCCGCCAUGAAAGAAGGCAGAGAGUCGAGCGAGUGGGCGAUGAAAGCCCGACCAAGCGAGAAGUACAGCAGGCCGACCAUUCAGGAGACCAAAAACAAAAUCAGCCUCAUCAAGUCCAGCGCCAGGAAGCCGGGGCCAAAGGUCAGUAAAGAUGGCGGCAAGAACAUACAUUCGACACAGAAGAACUUAGGUAGCACUUCCGGUCUGAACCAAGGUCACACUUCCGGUCUGAACCAAGGUCACACCUCAGAGGUGAAGGCUGGCACGAGCACAGACGCAGACAAUGACGUCAGUGAAAGAAUUAAGAAUGAGCCCGAUGAAGCUGACACCCCUAUAGACAAUGGAACAGUCGAAGAAGAUGAGUCCACACAGCAGAAAAGCCAUGGGGUGGAAGCUAACCUUGAUUGAAUGCUACUACCAAAUAUGUGAUGAUUGAUUGUUGUAAACAAAUAUUUGAUAUUUGAUUGUUACUACUGUUAAAGCCUAACUUAAAGCCAUUAUUACAUAAUGUUACAUUGUCGGCAGACCUGUGAUAUUACAAAACAAGGUUUCUGAUGACUAUAUUUUAAUGAGUAGUCAGCUUGUAAAUAUUUGUUGAGACUGUAAUUUAAAUUUUAUGUUUCUUAAUGUUUAAUAUUUCUCGAUAGGAGGCUGUCCUUAAAUGACGUCAAACUUUUUAAACCGACUGGUUGAGGUAUAUGGAAGUUUAGCUUGUACCCAAAUAGACAGAGUCAUAUGUUUUAUAAAAAUGUCUCCAGGCCACAUAGAAUGGAUGUUAAAAAUGUCCACUACUGACCUCUCACUGACCGGUGCCUUAGGUCUUGUUGGUGUUAAUUGUUGACCUUCAGACAAGACGAUUGGUCAGAGGCUAGAGUUAGUUAAAUUAUCACAACCCCCAUACCCCACCCUCCAUCCCACCAUUUUAAGAAAUACUCUCCACCCCCUACCCCCUCCAUAAAACUGACGUCUGUAAAAGAAGCCAAUCUGUAAUCACAUAAACGACCGGCAAAUCUUGUCUGAAUAAAACGAGUUCUUUUUCGUCA
Physella acuta is the source of this 7431-nucleotide messenger RNA. Its product is annotated as protocadherin Fat 4. The record is from RefSeq and is a predicted model, not a curated record. Gene Ontology annotation, molecular function: calcium ion binding. Lineage: Eukaryota; Metazoa; Mollusca; Gastropoda; Physidae. Gene Ontology annotation, cellular component: plasma membrane; cell-cell junction. Gene Ontology annotation, biological process: homophilic cell-cell adhesion.